AUGGCGUCAAACCCUCCAGGUCGUUGCUGUAACGUUGGCUCUCGCCAUGAAGGUGAACCAACUGGUCAAUUGAUAAACAUCGAAGCAAAUAUUCAAGCAUAUCUAGCAACCCCGGCUGAGGUAAAAUCCCACAAGGAGGUGGCUGUGUUAUAUUUGCCUGAUGUCAUUGGGAUCUGGCAGAACAGCAAGCUUAUCGCGGAUUCCUUUGCUGCGAAUGGAUAUGCUUGUCUGCUCCUGGACACAUUCGACGGCGAUGCAGUGCCAUUGGACAAAGCUCAUUCCGGAACUUUCGACUUCCCUAGUUGGUUUCAGAAAGGAUCUGAUGGUCAACAUCCUCACGUCCCUGCAACAGUGGAUCCCAUAGUUCUAGCCGGCAUCAAAGCUCUGAAAGAAAUGGGGUUCAAGAAACUUGGCGCUGUCGGCUACUGUUUUGGUGCUAAGUACGUCAUUCGCAAUCUGAAGGAAGGUGCAAUUGACUGUGGUUACAUCGCUCAUCCAUCCUCUGUAGAGGAGGAUGAGCUUGCUGCUAUCUCCGGACCGCUUUCUAUUGCAGCUGCGGAGAUCGACCCUGUCUUUCCUAUGGAAAAACGUCAUAAGUCGGAGGAGAUCUUGAUCAAGACAAAGCAGCCUUAUCAGAUCAACUUGUUUUCCAGCGUUACGCACGGUUUUGCUGUUCGAUGCGACCUGAGCGUCCAGACCCAGCGAUUCGCCAAAGAGCAGGCUUUUUUGCAAGCUGUAUCUUGGUUUGACGAGUACCUGAAAAUUUGA
Messenger RNA from Trichoderma breve, 768 nucleotides. RefSeq names its product dienelactone hydrolase family domain-containing protein. The transcript is spliced from 3 exons. NCBI's taxonomy places the organism in Eukaryota, Fungi, Ascomycota, Sordariomycetes, Hypocreales, Hypocreaceae. The record is from RefSeq and is a predicted model, not a curated record. Gene Ontology annotation, molecular function: hydrolase activity. The coding region runs from base 1 to 768 and encodes 255 amino acids.